AUGUGCAGAACCUGGCGCCGCGGUCGUGGAGCUGGCACUCCCUUCCACCCACCUCAACUUGAGGGUUGGAGGUUGAAACACCACCUCACCCCCCACCCCCCCCCCCCCCCCCCCCUCUUCUUCUCUUUUCCUUCCCCCCCUCCUUCCCCCGCCCGCGCGGCAAGAUUGACUACUACUACUAUCGUCACCCAGCCUGCUGAGUUGCUGCCGCCACCUGAGCGAGCGGUGGUGCGAGUGGGGAGGCCGCCAUUCUGUGGAAUGUGGAUGGCGAGGAGGCCGUUGAAAGCGGCGGGAGGGGUUGGGGAGGCGAGAGGGAGGCGGCGAGUGAUGGCGAGGAGCGAUGGCAGGGGGUUGGUUGAGAGGGUGGCGGUGAUGGGCGUGGUGGCGGUGAUGGCGAUGGUGGGGAGCGACGAGGGCCUCACGCAGGGCGGUUGGGCGCAGCGCUGCUUCUGGCGCAGCAGCGGCUGCAGCCGUGGCUUCCUCCCCAUCAUGAUGGCGCACGCUGCUCCCCUUGACCCCACCCAGUGUGAGCGUGUGGUUGCGGGAGUGUGGGAGGGUGCGGGCACGUGCGAGCAUGCGUGCGCCCACGGGCCGGGGCUGCGAGACAUGAAGGCGCAGUGGAGCAGUAUAAUACCUCGCGUCACCGACACCUGGGUGGAGAACGGCGAGUGCGGCGUCUCGACUUUCGCUCAUCUCUCGUGCGACAGUAGUGGCUUUGUGACGAGAUUAGACUUAUCAAGCAACUAUCUAACAGGAUCGCUUCCCGAGACCAUUGGCGGCUUCACCAAACUUCUUUACUUCUAUAUAGACUACAACUCUCUAUCGGGCCCACUCCCAUCGACCUUCUCCAAGCUCGUUUCUCUGAGGGAAUUCGACGCCCACUCCAACAAGAUCAGUGGCCCCCUGCCUGAUGGCAUCGGCGCUCUCACUAACCUGUAUCAACUGUAUCUCUAUGACAACCAACUGGAAGGGCCAAUCCCAUCAUCCUUCACCCAACUGACUGCGCUAACCCUAAUCGAGCUUCAAUACAACCGCAUUACGGGUCCUCUACCAGACAAUCUUGGGAGUGCCUCCAAACUAGUCGCUUUGCGUGCCGGCAACAACCUCAUAUCGGGUUCCCUGCCCUCAACUCUAACAGACACAACUAAUCUCCGUUUCAUUGAGCUGGGGAGCAACGAUUUGAGUGGAACCAUCCCUGCCAGCCUGGGCACUCUUACCACACUAAGCACGCUAGACUUGUCGCGCAACAAAAUCAGUGGCUCCCUUCCUGAUCACUGGACUGCACCUAAUCUUUACUUGAUGGACAUCAGCAACAACCAGCUGUCUGGCACGAUACCGGACGAGAUAACAGGCUUGGUCUACCUCACACUGCUGGACCUGAGCUCCAACCGCCUCACUGGCACCAUACCGCAAGGUCUUGCAAGUCUUGGCAACCUACGAACUCUCAACCUGAGGAACAAUCUACUCACAGGGAAGGUGCUCGAGCCCGUGCCAGCAUCAAUUACGACGUACAAGCUGGACAACAACUACUUGAGUGAGGGGUUCUCCUCCCCUCCGCCCUGUGGGCAAGGCUACAUCACGUACCACAGCAACUGUGCAGGCACACCAGCAGAGGGCCUUGCAUGUGCAGACAGCCCUCAGAAGACUGACCCCGUCUGUACUGCCUUCUGCGGCGUCAACGGCACCGCCUCUCCCCCUGUGCCCGCCUGCAACGGCCAUGGCGUGUGCGUCUUGGACGGCCCCAGCAACACGCCCACAUGCCUCUGUGACGAUAAUUAUGUGGUUGGGGAGUUCCCCGGCAGCUGCGUGCCUGUGGCAGGUGGUAGGACGGAGCAGGAUUUGACGCCCACAGGAGCCAUGCUCACAGCCACAGGAGACGCCUCAGUGAGUGCAGCCACGCUCACUCUCACGCCCGCCCAGCCGUCCAAGGCUGGCAGUGUGUUCCUGGCAGCGCGCGUGCCGCUCUUCUCCUACCAGCUCAUCGGGGACACCUGCGGCCGCCAGCUCGCCUUCUCCUCCUCCUUCUCCUUCACUCUCACCCGCCCUGCUGCCUCCGGCUCCGAAGGCUUUGCCUUUGUGGUGGCCUUUGAUGCCACCCCGCCCACAACACCGGUGGCAGGCGGCAUGGGGUAUGCGGGGAUGGGAGCGCGCAGCGUGGCAGUGGAGUUUGACACGUCGAUGGAUGCGGGCAACAGCGACCCUGACAGCAACCAUGUGGGCAUCAACACCGGCGGCAGUGUCACGUCGGUGGUCACAGCCAAGCCCAGCACCCCUCUCAAUGACGGCACACCCAAGCACGUGUGGAUUGACUACGACCCUUCCUCCAGUGGCUCCCUGCGCGUCUUCCUCUCCUCCCAGGCGUCCCCUCGCCCCACCAAGCCCCUCCUGUCGGCACGCAUCUCCCUGUGUGAGGAGCUCGCCCCAACCACAUCUGAGUACACCUUUGCCAUCGGCUUCACUGCUGCCUCAGGCACACAGGCUCAAAGCCAUGUCGUCUCCGCCUGGACCCUCUCAACGCAUUUUCCUGUCCAGCCAAUUCCAGAUGCAUCGCUGGGUUUUACCUUCAGUGAGGCGGCGCUCUCUCUAUCGGGGAUGAAUCUCUUCUUCCGCUAUGCCAGCUCGGGCAGUGUUGCUGCUCAGACUGGCAAUGACGUGUAUGGUGUGCGCCCUGCAGCUUCAUGGUUCCGUCCAAACUUCACGUGGCCUGUCAGGACUCAAACCACUUGCGGCGACUGCUGGGCGUACGCAGUGGUGGGCAGCAUCGAGGCGGCACUCGGCAUUCUGGCCAACACCUCAGCGGCGCCGGUGCUCUCAGUGGAGCAGCUGAAGGCCGCCAUGAAGGUUGGCUGCUCUGGCAGCACGCCCUCUCAGGCCUUCCAGCUGCUGCUCAAGCUGGCGCAAAAAGGAGGCGGGCUCGUGUUGGAAAGCCAGGGGCCUGCCGAAAAAAGCAAGAAGGCCGUCGUGAAGGCAGGCAGCAGCAGUCCUCUCUGCUCUCCGUUGCUGAAGCCACUGGCAAAGCUGCUUGGUGUGUCGUGCGGGAAUGGUUCUGCUAACCCACAUCUCCCCACUGGAUUCCCCAUCAAGGGUUUUGAGUCGACGUCCUUCUACGGCUGGUUUGGGCUGCUGCUGGCCGUGCAGCGGCAGCCAGUGGUGGUGCACAUUGAGGCUUCCGCCGACACUUUCAAAAACUACGAUGGGGACCCAGCGUGCUUCACGUACAACCUGAACCACGUGGUGCUGCUGGUGGGGUACCGCCUGGUGGGCAAGGACUCGCGCUUCCCCCACAUGGCUCCGCCCUUCUGGAUCAUCCGCAACUCAUGGGGGCCUGACUGGGGCGAUGGGGGCCACAUGCGCAUGGACAUCCAGGGGGGGGAUGGCGUGUGCGGCAUCAACUCGCUGCCAGGCCUCUACCCGGUGGUCAGAGCUCCCAGUGACCCCUGCAACAAAGCCGCCCGUAAUGAUAGCACUGGUUCGUUCUUCAAUCCAUGUGGCAAGUUCAAGUGCAUUGCGAAGGGCAAGACAAACGAGUGUAACUGCAACGACACGCGCUUCAUCCAAGCAACCAAUGCCGAUGGCUCUCGCACAUGUGCCUACAAGGAUGCAUGCAAGGCAGCCCAGCGCAACCCGUGUGCGGUGGGGCAGUGUGUGAAUGACGGGGCGGGGUCGUACUCGUGUGUGUGUCCACCGGGCUUCAGGCAGGGCACCACUGUCGAGGGCACUUACUCCUGUGCUCCAGGUGACACCAACACCACCUACACCGUGCUCUCUCCCAACGUCCGCUGCUCCGAUGUCUUCCCGGUCUACGGCCUCACGCUCGCCGAAUUCCAAACCCAGAACCCAUCGGUGUCGUGUGCAGCACCCAUCCCACCCUCCACUGUGCUCAAAGUGGCCAGCCCAGCCGCUCUCAUCCCCUGCUCCGUCUUCUACACCACUCAGCAGGGCGACACCUGUGCGGACCUAGCAGUGUACUUCCAAGUGCACUGGUCCUGCCCAUCUGACACCUGCAACUCAGCCUUCCAGGCGCUCAACCCCAGCUUGGACUGCAGCGCCAAUGGCGGGCUGCUGCAGCCGGAGCAGGCGGUGUGUGUGGAGCGCAUAAAGAAGAAAGUGGGGCUCAUCCCGGUGUGCUCGCAGUACUACCUGGUGCAGAGCGCAGAGACGUGCGAGUCCAUCCGCAAUGUGCCCUACCCCCCUCUGGCCCCCAAGGACUUCUUCCGUCUCAACCCCGGCAUCAAGUGCAACCGCCUCGUUCCAAACACCGACGUCGACGGCUUCACUGGCUUUGAGGCAUGCAUUGCGAGCUCCACGUCGUACACUCAGGGCACGUGCCCGCGUGCGAAUGCGUAUGUGGUGGGGACAGGCGACAGGUGCACGGCCAUUCAGGUGAAGUACUUCCGGGGCACCAAGGGCUGCUACAGGAAAGUCAACGGAUACGACUGCAUCGACAAGCUCGUCAAAUCAACCCGCGUGUGCCUGCCCGACAAAGUCAAGCUUCAGAAAGGAGUGUGCGACAACUGA
Messenger RNA from Closterium sp. Naga37s-1, 4518 nucleotides. NCBI's taxonomy places the organism in Eukaryota, Viridiplantae, Streptophyta, Zygnematophyceae, Desmidiales, Closteriaceae. The record is from the annotation of a GenBank genome assembly.